AUGUCCACUCUUCAGUCGCUCGUUACUGAUGCGUCCCAUGGCAAAGGGUUUCACAUAAUAGAAGACUAUCUCCAGCAGAAGGAGAGCCACGUGCCUCAAAAAUACAACCAACGUCUCCUACACCAUCUUGACAGAUCGAUAAAUCAGGAACUGGAUAAAAAUGAGUUCCAGAAUUGUUCCCUGCUGCUGAAAUGUAUCCAGAGAUUCUGCAAAGAUGACCAGGGCCAAGAAGAGCCCUUGCUAAUUCAGCAGGGACUGAUCCCAAAGAUGGUUUCCUGGUUUGAACGGGUGACAGGAUUUCUGAUCACGGAAGACCUGGCCUCAGAUGCACAGCUGAUGAACACCAUGGGAGACUUCCUUGACACUGCCCUGAUCAUUUCCAGGCACAGCAGGAAAGGGUCAAUCCAGAUGUUGGACUCCUUCAUAUUUAGUUUAGGAUUCUUGGUGACAGAAGGCACCGUGAAGCCCUCCAUUCAGCAGGAGGCUCUGAGUACUCUGAACGGCAUUUUGGACGCUGCACCCCGGGAAGAGAGAAGAAAGGUCUCUUCAGCAGAAGGCACAUGUGAUCUUAUGAAAGAAUUGGCAAGGAUGAUCUUGACUGUGGGAGAUUAUAGCCAGCAGGUUGCUCUUUCAGAGGCACUGUGUAGGAUGGCCGUUGGAACACUGAGAAAUGAGCUUGCUUUCCAGUGGUUUCAUGACGCAGUCCUGGCUGAAGCUUUCAAAGAAAUUAAGAACCGAGAAUUUGAGACGGACUGUCGGCAGUUUCUCAAUUUCCUGAAUGACAGACUUGGUGACCAGAGAAGGGUCUAUUCAUUCCCUUGCUUAGCUGCUUUUGCUGAGGAUCAGGAGAUGAGAAAACCAGCGGAUGAAAAAUUAGAGGAAUUUUGGAUUGAUUUCAACCUAGGAAGCCGAAGCGUGACUUUUUACAUAGAUAACAGAGAGAGUGCUCUGUGGGAGCCAGUACAACUCUCAAAGGAAGCAGUGGUCAAGUUCAGCGUAAUGGAAAGUGAUAGGAGGAAGAUAUUAAUCAUUUACCUGAAAGAGCCGAUUAUUAUCAGCAAGAAAGAAGUAAAGACAAUAGAAAUCCACUUCGACAGACAACUCGGCAUAUCACAAGCUUCAGUUCGAGCUUUGGGAGAAGAUGGACAGACUCCUGUUUUGACAAAAGUCUCCCCUGACUUUGAAAACGAAGAUGGUGAGAUUCCCAGUAGCCACGAAAGAGAAACAGUAACUUCUUUUUCCUUGCAGCAAACACAUACAGAAGACAGUUCACCUGAAAAACCAAAACUACAUGACCCCAAACAAGUUACUUCAAAACAUAAGUAUCCUUCAGAUAUGCAAGAACCAUCAAUUCAAACUCAGGCUUCUAAAUUAAAUGAUACAAAGGAAGAUUCUGCUUUUGAGGAGGACAGAGGACAAGACAGGAGGAGGCCGUUUAAUUUUAGGAAACAUUACUUCUCCGAGAGUAAUGAAGAUUCAGGCUCAAGCACCAGUAAACAAUUUUGGACCCAGAAUUACAAACGGAAAUCCUCAAAAACAUAUUCCCAGAGGAGGAAGCUGAGAAUCAGUUCUUUCAGGAUCCUACCACUUUCCCCCAUCAGGAGUGACAGAGCCUGCAAGGAAGAUCAGGCUACGCUAACACCACUAUGGAAAGGCAUCUCCAGGCAAUCUUUUCCAGAGUUCUCUGAUAUAAAACUGCAAGGUAGUUCUGUGCUUUUAACUCCCAAGGCAUCUACACAGAAAAUAGCAGAGAGUUACCUGAAACAAGAUGAUCCCAUUUAUAAUGGGAAAAAUAAUAGGAAUAAAUUAAGCAAGAAAGUGAAAGUCCUCUCUACUGAAGAAGGAAAAAAGGCACUAAGGAAAGUAUUUGAAGAAGAACUUCAAAGUCCUCUGUCAUUGGGUAGUCUCUCUCCCUUAGAGCACCCUGAAUUUGAAGAAAACAUUCCUCAGAUUGCAAACAGAGAGACGUUCAUGGAAAGCAGUAGCUUCAAGCACAAGCUAAAAAACUCAGAACACACAGAGGUACUAGAUGGAGGUAUUGCUGCCCCAAAGCAAUCAAGAUUAGAAGAUGCUCCAGAAUCCCCCGCUCUGACAGAUACUUCUACUCCAUCCCAAGAAGAUGUGUCAGAAAAUGCAAAUAGUUCUGCUUUUAAAACAGCCUUUGAAAACUUCACUAGAGAGCUGAAGAGAAAAUUUGAGGUAUCACUCAAGCAGAAAGAGAGUCCACUUUCUUCAGAGAAGACAAAGGAAGUGCCAGGCUGCCUAAAGAGAUUUUGGAACCAGAUAAACACAUGCAGACUCAACAAGCUGGAGAGGUUUCACAGUUCUGUUCUUCAGGAGCUGAGCGACUUGGAGAAGGAUCUUCAGGCUCUCAAAUGCCUUGAAGAGGAUGCUCUGGCAAGUUCCUUGUUUGUCCUGUCUCUGGGAAUAAAGAGGAACUUUUCUAGGAAAAAGGAAGCAAGGGGUGUUUGGUCAAAAUCUUUGUUCCUUUUCAGGAAUUUUGGGAGAAACAGUCAUCUGACUUGCAAACGCUGA
This is a messenger RNA of Phodopus roborovskii (desert hamster), 2535 nucleotides long. It is a transcript of the gene Sycp2l, whose product is annotated as synaptonemal complex protein 2 like. NCBI's taxonomy places the organism in Eukaryota, Metazoa, Chordata, Mammalia, Rodentia, Cricetidae. Bases 1 to 2535 code for a protein of 844 amino acids. The transcript has 28 exons. The record is from RefSeq and is a predicted model, not a curated record.